AUGCGUCCUGUCAGCAAGCAUAUUGCAGGAAUGCUAGCCAACCUGACUACGGUCGGUCUCGACCCCAAAAAACUAGAGCUGCUUGGCCUCAGCCUUGGCGGCGUGUCCAUGGCCUUCGUAGCCAAGAGCUUCCAACAAAUUACUGGUAGAAACAUCUCAAAGCUCACCGCUCUCGACCCUACUGGACCCUGCGUCAGACACCUUGGACCAAAGGAUAGGUUAGACCCCUCCGAUGCCGAUUUUGUCCUACAUGUCGCAACAAACGUCGGAGGAUAUGGCAUAGGCACCCCGGUCGGACACGUAUCAGUCUAUGUAAACGGAGGAGAGUACCAGCCUGGCGCCCUUCCAUCGUAUUUAUGCGACAACUUAUGCAGUCACAUGCAAGCGUUUUUCAUAUGGAUAUCUGUCAUGGAAAACCCUGGCAAAUUCAUCAUGAUGCAAUGUGAUUAUCUACAGCAAGCGAGAGACCACAACUGUUUUGAGAGGAAACCAAUGAAAACGAUUAUAAAAAUGCAGAAGAUAUUAGAAAGUAAAGCUAAAGUGAUAUGUGUACUUAUGGUGAUGCAAUUGAUGUGUAAUUUAGUCACCGCAGUUGAAUAUAAUGAAACUAAUGAGGGUUAUGCACAAAAUUUCCUGCCUACAUGUCCUGGUGUAAGAAAACCGGCCGAGAUAAAACCAGAAAAUUUAAGCAAAGUAAGAAUCGCAGCUUUCGCCGGCGGAUCACUUUUACUCUCCAAAUGGACAUCUUAUAACUACCGCAACAUAAAGACCCUGGCCUUGGACCCUAAUAUUGACUUCAGACGGAAGACGAUCGUGUAUUGUCCUGGAUAUACGGAAUAUACUGCGUUACCUGUUGGAAGGUUUUUGAUGUUACUGUAUAAGAGAUUAGGGUACAACGUGUUAAUUUUAGAAUAUGUAGACUUCAGCACAAACAUAUUCCCCAUUGUUCCACGCGUGAUGCGUCCUGUCAGCAAGCAUAUUGCAGGAAUGCUAGCCAACCUGACUACGGUCGGUCUCGACCCGAAAAAACUAGAGAUGCUUGGCCUCAGCCUUGGUGGCGUGUCCAUGGCCUUCGUAGCCAAGAGCUUCCAGCAAAUGACUGGCAGAAACAUCUCAAAGCUCAUCGCUCUGGACCCUGCUGGACCCUGCGUCAGACACCUUGGACCAAAAGAUAGGUUAGACCCCUCCGAUGCCGAUUUUGUCCUACAUAUCGCAACGAACGCCGGAGGAUAUGGCAUAGGCACCCCGGUUGGACACGUAUCAGUCUAUGUAAACGGAGGGGAGUACCAGCCUGGCACCCUUCCAUCGUAUUUAUGCGACAACUUAUGCAGUCACUUGCAAGCGUUUUUCAUAUGGAUAUCGGUAAUGGAAAACCCUGGCAAAUUCAUCAUGAUGCAAUGUGAUUCUCUACAGCAAGCGAGAGACCACAACUGUUUUGAGAGGAAGCCAAUGGUAACGAGCACUCUGGAUCUAUAUACGGAUAGAAGCAAGCCGGGUAUUUAUUACUUGGCAACGAGUCCUAAAUACCCGUAUUAUUUGGGUAAGAAGGGCUUGAAAAGAAGUGGGUCGGAAGCUUUGAAUCACAUCAGUGAUCUUAAUGCUGUUGACGUUCUGAUGGUUUGA
This is a messenger RNA of Cydia fagiglandana, 1623 nucleotides long. Its product is annotated as pancreatic triacylglycerol lipase-like. Lineage: Eukaryota; Metazoa; Arthropoda; Insecta; Lepidoptera; Tortricidae. The transcript has 4 exons. The record is from RefSeq and is a predicted model, not a curated record. Bases 1 to 1623 code for a protein of 540 amino acids. Gene Ontology annotation, biological process: lipid catabolic process. Gene Ontology annotation, molecular function: lipase activity.